AUGGAGAAGAAACCAUGCAAUAAUGGGGAUGGGCUAAAUAAGGGAGCUUGGACGGCUCUUGAAGACAAACUCCUGGUCUCUUAUAUAACUGCAGCAGGUGAAGGCAAGUGGAGAAGUGUUCCCAAGCAAGCAGGUAUCAAGAGAUGUGGAAAGAGCUGCAGGCUACGGUGGCUGAACUACCUUCGCCCGAAUAUCAAACGUGGAAACAUCUCCGAAGAGGAAGAAGAUCUCAUUAUAAGGCUCCACAAACUUCUUGGCAAUAGGUGGGCUUUAAUUGCCGGAAGGUUACCUGGCCGAACUGAUAAUGAGAUCAAGAAUUACUGGAACACAACUCUAUCUAAGAAGGUGCGAACUCAAAAUUUUGCAAUUAAUAAGCCAAACAAUAAGCCAUGGGGACACAACUCAAAACCUCAACAAAAUGCUACUUCUUCGACCUCUAUCCCUACUUUGAUUCAAACGAAGCCAUUGAGGUGCACAAAAGCUUCUCAUCCCUACUUUCCAUUACAAAUUCCAUCUUCUAUAGAUGGCGUUGAUCAAACCCAACAAAUAAUCCAGCAAAACUUUGGAGAUGAAAUAAUGGAGGAGGAGAAGAAAGAAAGUGCAAUGGUGAACAAUAAUGAUCUGCUUUUUUUUUAUGAUGCAAUGUGGACUGAUGAAUUGGAAUUUGAGAAUUGGAGCAAAGGGGGCGAUGAUUAUGAUGGAAUUCUAUGUAAUGAUGAUUGGUUUUAUGGCUCAUCAGACACAGAUAUUUGGCAAAAUUUUUGA
This is a messenger RNA of Dendrobium catenatum, 765 nucleotides long. Its product is annotated as transcription factor WER-like. The transcript is spliced from 3 exons. The coding region runs from base 1 to 765 and encodes 254 amino acids. Lineage: Eukaryota; Viridiplantae; Streptophyta; Magnoliopsida; Asparagales; Orchidaceae. The record is from RefSeq and is a predicted model, not a curated record.